Messenger RNA from Rattus rattus (black rat), 1312 nucleotides. Its product is annotated as zinc finger protein 501-like. Lineage: Eukaryota; Metazoa; Chordata; Mammalia; Rodentia; Muridae. Gene Ontology annotation, molecular function: DNA-binding transcription factor activity, RNA polymerase II-specific; RNA polymerase II cis-regulatory region sequence-specific DNA binding. Gene Ontology annotation, biological process: regulation of transcription by RNA polymerase II. The annotation marks the transcript as partial. The transcript has a single exon. The record is from RefSeq and is a predicted model, not a curated record.
CUCUGAAUUGUGAUCAUUCUAAGAAGCUAUUUCCAACGGUAUUUACACAGGACUAUAUUCAGAAGAUAAUAACACAAAGAUAUACAUGUAAUAGCCUUUCAGCUCUACAUAGAGAGAAAUUCUGGGACUCCAGACCUGGAAGUGAAGACUGUGAAAUAUCUUAUUAUAGAAAUGAUCUGCUUGCAAAACACAUCUGUUUCACUCCUGAAACAGAUCAGGAAACUCCAGAUACUCCUCCUGAGAGAACUCAGUCCUCAGAUCUUAAGACUCACUUCAGAAUUUCUACUCAAGGAACAACUUACAAAUAUAAUGAAUGUAUGAAAUCCUCUAUGCUGUUCUCAAGACUUAAAGCUCAGGACAGUAUCCAUACAAGAGAUAAACUCUACAAAUGUAAUGAAUGUGGAAAAUCCUUUACAAAUUCCUCAAACCUUCAUGUUCACUGCAGAAGUCAUACUGGAGAGAAACCUUACAAAUGUAAUGAAUGUAGCAAGUCUUUUACAUACUCCUCACAUCUUAUAGUUCACAAUAGAAUCCAUAGUGGAGACAAACCUUACAAAUGUACUGACUGUGGGAAAUCUUUCACACAGUCCUCAAGUCUUAAAAUUCACCAGAGAUCACAUACUGGAGACAAACCUUACAAAUGUACUGAAUGUGGGAAAUCUUUCACACAGUCUUCAAGUCUUAAACGUCACUACAGAAUCCAUUCUAGAGACAAACCUUACAAAUGUAAUGAAUGUGGCAAAUCUUUUACACACUCCUCAAUUCUUAAAGUUCACAAUAGAAUCCAUAGUGGAGACAAACCUUACAAAUGUACUGACUGCGGGAAAUCUUUCACACAGUCUUCAAGUCUUAAAUGUCACUACAGAAUCCAUUCUAGAGACAAACCUUACAAAUGUAAUGAAUGUGGCAAAUCUUUUACACACUCCUCAAUUCUUAAAGUUCACAAUAGAAUCCAUAGUGGAGACAAACCUUACAAAUGUAAUGAAUGUGGCAAAUCUUUUACACACUCCUCAAGUCUUAAAAUUCACCAGAGAUCUCAUACUGGAGACAAACCUUACAAGUGUUCUGAAUGUGGGAAAUCUUUCACACGGUUCUCAGAUCUUAAAUGUCACUACAGAAUCCAUAAUGGAGACAAACCUUACAAAUGUACUGAAUGCGGGAAAUUUUUUACACACUCCUCAAGUCUUAAAAGUCACCAGAGGUCACAUACUGGAGACAAACCUUACAAAUGUACUGACUGCGGGAAAUCUUUCACACGGUCCUCAAAACUUAAACAUCACCACAGAAUCCAUACAGAGACAAACCACUUAAG